Messenger RNA from Pectinophora gossypiella (pink bollworm), 5519 nucleotides. RefSeq names its product histone-lysine N-methyltransferase SETD1 (gene Set1). The record is from RefSeq and is a predicted model, not a curated record. Lineage: Eukaryota; Metazoa; Arthropoda; Insecta; Lepidoptera; Gelechiidae. The coding region runs from base 220 to 4716 and encodes 1498 amino acids. Gene Ontology annotation, molecular function: RNA binding; histone H3K4 methyltransferase activity; protein binding. The transcript has 29 exons. Gene Ontology annotation, cellular component: Set1C/COMPASS complex.
UUGACCGUCACCAUGGAGAGAGCUUACUGUAGUAAAUUAUUUUAUAAUUCAAUAUUUGUUGCGUUAAUUUAGUGAAAUUUAUAUUCUCGUCAUACUCAUUGUUGUUAUGAAGAUUCGUUCCCCAUAAGAUACGAUGAAAUCGUAUCCCGCAGCUAACAAUCGUCAAAACACGGCGACUUGUAAAUUUUUCUAACAUUAUUGUUGUUUUUCUAUUUCAGGAUGAAUGGAGGGAUGGAGCAUAAAGCUUCAGGUCACAAUGCUGUGCUUCAUAAAGCACCUAAAAACUAUAAACUGCUUAUGGACCCAUUUCUUGUGAAAGGAGCAAUAAAAUUGUACAGAUAUGAUGGGAUAGUUCCAGGAGACUCUUCAUAUCCCCCUGUGCAAUGCAGAGACCCCAGGUCGCAGCUGUCGAGAAUCUGGAAUAGAUUGGAGCCAGCGGAUUUGCCAGUUCCUAGAUUCAAAAUAGACAAAAAUUAUGUAGGAACUCCCCCACAGCUAGAAGUAACAAUAGCUAAUUUAAAUGACAACAUAGAUAAGGCUUUCUUAGCCGAUAUGAUGAACAAAAUCGGUCCCUAUGAAGAGCUGACUAUAUUCUACCAUCCAAUAACAAACAGGCACCUGGGAUUUGCUCGAGUAGUAUUCCAAGAUGUAAAAUUUACUAAGCUAUGUAUAGAAAAAUAUAAUGGGAAGUCUGUCAUGGGUCAGGUGCUAGAAGUCUUCCAUGAUGCCUUUGGCAAGAGAUGUCAAGAGUUGUUAGAUGAUAAAACUCUGGAGAAGAAGCCGCAGCCCCUGCCCACCAUUGCAAAACCACCUCUGGUGGAGGAUGUGAGGCCACAGAAGGUGGACCCUACCCUCAGCAAGAGAUUAGAGGAAACCAAGCUGACUGAAAAGGAGGCAUACCCGCGAAGCUACAAAGACGUAGAGCACAGCGACAGCAACACGCGAUGGUCGGACGAGGAGCGCGAGUACCGCCGCCACGACCGCCACCGCAGUCGCUCUGAGCGGGAGCGGGACAAAGACCGUGAGCGGGACAGAGACCGGGACAGGGAGCGGGACAGGUACAGGGAGCGUUACGCGCGCAGCACCAGUGAGACGAGCGAGGUGCCGUUCGCGGCCCCCAGCCACGCGCCCGAGGUGCCCUACACGCCGGCGCAACCCGUCACUUACGACCCCUACUACCAACCGGGGUACGGGUACAGCUACCCCGCCCCCGCAGCGACGCCGGGCGGCAGCGUGUGGUGGCACGACUGGAGGCACGCGCACCACACGCCGCAUCACCACCCACAUUUGGAGCGGCGAGCGAGCACCACACCCGCGUGGACCGCGUCCACGCCCGCGCCCAAGGAGCGCGUCUCGCCCGAAGUCAAGGAGAAAAAAGAAAAGGAAAAGGAGCCUGCUGUGGACACUCCAAGUAAGAGUGUGGAGGUGGUGGAGCCGCGGCCGCCGGAGGACACGUCAGACGCGAAGGAGCCUGAGCCCAAGCCGCCGCCACCAGCUGAGGAGCCCAAGAAUGUUGAUCUCGAUACUAGAAUAGCGAUGCUGCUGAAGGGCGCGAGCGGCGGCGGUGGGCUGGCGCCGCCCUUCCUGUCGCUCAACAUGUCCAGCGAGGAGGAGGAUGACGAGCGCCUGCCCACCAAGAUACCCGACCUCGACGCACACCACCCGCCCUCGGACGAUGAAGGUUCAGGCAGUGAAGACCGGGAUAGCAUCAUAUCGUUCAACACGAAGAGGGAACCGGAGUCGGAGCCACUGUCCACGACGCCCUCGCCGUACCUGUCGAGAGAGUUCUACCUCGAGUGUCUUAAAAUCACCGUUGAAAGGAAAGUGAAAGAGGCGGAGCGUAGGAAGUUCCCCCUGAUGGACAAGAUCGGGUCGGACAUCUCGUCGUCUGAGGACGAGCUAUUGACGGGCGAGGAGCCGCGCCGCUCGCCCGCCGCGCCUCCCGACAACCACCACGACCGGGACAACCUCGACGACGACCAGAUGUCGCUGUCGUCGCUGUCGUCAACUGAAGCCAAGAUCGAGGAGCAGGUCCCGGCGGACGCAUACUACUACCCGGCCGCAGCGCCGCCCGCCGCGCCCGCGCACCACCCCUACUACGCGCACAUGUGGGCGCCGACUGCGUACCCUCCCCCCGGGUACCCGGCGCCGGAGAUAGCACUGGCGUACGGCGCGGGUUUCACGGCGCCGCCCAUACUCACGCAUCACUACCAGCCCUACACGGAGCCUGUGCAUCCAGUACCGGAAUGCGACAACCCGCACUACCCGACGAUCAAUAGCGUGAUAGAGCGAGUGACGGCAGAGCUGAAGAUGAUUCUCAAGAAGGACUUCAACAAGAAGAUGAUCGAGAGCACGGCGUUCAAGAACUUCGAGCUGUGGUGGGACGAGCAGAGUCGCAAGAACCGGCAGACUGUCAAGCCUAAGGAGGAGGGGCAGCCGCUGCAGGACAUCUCAAACAAGAAGGAAGAGGCGGUAGACUCAAUCAAGUCGAUCAUGGAGUCCCGCGAUCUGGGCCUAGAGCUGGGCGGCUAUGGCGCGGGGCUGGGCCUGCGCGCCGCCAUACCCAAGAUGCCCAGCUUCAGGCGCAAGCGCAAGAUACCCUCGCCCGUGCAUAUCGACGACGACUCCAGCAAGCGGCUUAGCGACCAGGAGGAGAUGGUGCAGAACUCUGACGAAGAGAAGGAGGUACCGACGAGUCCGCGGAACAGGACGACUGGCUCAUAUCUGUCCCGGAGCAGACGGCGGCAGUCUAGCAGUUCCUCUAGAUCGUCGUCAUCGUCGUCGAGUCGAUCGUCAUCGGAAACAGAGUCGGAGCCGGAGCGCAAGGGCGCGGCCCCGCGGAUAUACUCCGAGUCGGACGAUGACUCCGACCUUGACGAGGCUGAGCUCAAAGUGGUGUCGAACAAGGAACGACUCAGGAGAGUGUAUUCAUCUUCUUCAGACAGCGAAGAGGAACAAAGCAGGAGAGAAAAGACCCCAAUACCUCAAGUGGAGGCUUCAGACGACCGACUGGGCUCUCCUAUCCUGUCACCAGAAGAAGAACCGAAGGAUAUCCUACUGGACAGAGUGUACUCGGAUUCGGAAGAGGAGAGAGAAUACCAGGAGAGAAGAAGACGGAACACAGAGUAUAUGGAACAGAUCGAGAGGGAGUUCUUGGAAGAACAGAGGCAGAAGCAGGAGUCAGACCGGCCGCAGCCUGAAAAACCGCCUGACGAAAGCAAACCCGAGAAGGCAGCUAAUAGUAAAGCUGAAGAACCCAAGAGCAGUCCGCUCAAGAAUCACGUCAAGUCUCCUGAAAAGAGCAAGCUGGACACUGAAAUGGAAGAAGGAGAGAUUACGUCAGAGGAGGAACCGGUGCGACGCAAGGAUGCAAGGAAGAAGGGAGACAAGCGGCAGCGGAUCGUGUCUGUUAGUGAGCACAGCAACACUGACGCUGUUAGUGUUAACGGGGUUAAGGAGAUCAGCAGCGCUCUGUCGGAGACAUCGUCGCCACAGUCGCAAGCUUCACAAGCGUCUCAGGCGUCUCAGGUGGCGCUCGACCACUCAUACUGCCGGCCGCCGCCUGACGACGAGGAGGACACGAGGAGAAGACCAUCCAACCAUCUACAACAUGAUCAUGGCUACACAUGGAUGGCGGAACCGGAGCUGGACUCGCCGAUGGAGGAAGUCAAACCGAAGGAGAAGACCAAGCGGCCGUACAAACGCAAGUACGAGACCAAGAAGUUGGCCGAGAUACAGAACAAGAUCUUCGAGAGAAGCGAAGACUACGAUAAGAUGCUCCACCCGAACGUGACCUUCAAGCCGCGCGACAUAAUGGCUGAGAUGCAAGUGAUGUACGAAUUCCUGACGCGCGGCAUCGACAGAGAGGACGUGGAGUACUUGAGACGCGCGUAUGAGUCGCUACUAGCUGAGGACGCGCAGGGAUACUGGCUCAACGAUACGCAUUGGGUCGACCACUCGCCCACUGACGUGUGCUAUAGCCCGCCCAAGAAGAAGUCUAAGAGGCAUAAUAAUAUUUAUGAAGAUUUACAGGGUCACUCCAGCGGUUCAGCGCGCACGGAAGGGUACUACAAGAUGGACGCGCGCCUGAAGGCCAAGUACAAGUACCACCACGGACGCAGCUCAACGAUUACGAUGGACGCACCGGCACAGGAGGACAAGAACAAAAUGCUGGCCUCCAAGAUGCAGCUGCUGUCCCGAGAGGCCAGGUCCAACCAGCGCCGACUGCUAACUGCUUUCGGUACAGACACAGAUUCGGAUCUGCUGAAAUUCAACCAGUUAAAGUUCAGGAAGAAGCAGCUCAAAUUUGCCAAGUCUGGCAUUCACGACUGGGGUCUUUUUGCGCAGGAACCAAUCGCCGCGGACGAGAUGGUGAUCGAGUACGUGGGCCAGAUGAUCCGGCCGAUCGUGGCGGACGUGCGGGAGGCGCACUACGAGGCCACCGGCAUCGGCAGCUCGUACCUGUUCCGCAUCGACCUGGAUACCAUCAUCGACGCUACCAAGUGCGGCAACCUCGCGCGGUUCAUCAACCACAGCUGCAAUCCGAACUGUUACGCGAAGAUUAUCACAAUAGAGUCUCAGAAGAAAAUCGUCAUCUACUCGAAGCAGCCAAUUGGCGUCGACGAGGAGAUCACGUACGACUACAAGUUCCCGCUCGAGGACGAGAAGAUCCCCUGCCUCUGUGGAGCGCCGCAGUGCCGCGGCUUCCUCAACUAAAUGUCGCUUGCCUGUGUCGCGGGCCCGGCUAAGUAAGUGCUUAGAGCGAGACGUUGAUUGGUAUUCGUCGAAAGAGUCGUGGAAAAAUCAUGGAUGAAAUAUUAGUAAUCUGUAUAAAUAACAGUUUAUUGAAAAUAGCAAUACAAUUGUUCCUUGAUACUUCAACAUAAGACUGCGAUUAUUUCGCCUUGCAAGAGUUGUGAACCGUUAUGUAUUUUACAAUCAAUCGAGCUGAGCUCUAUCAUCCUGAAUGUCAACUGAAAUGACAAACUCGUAGCAGAUAAGCGCUACUCAAUGCGGUUUCGGAAACUGCCUCAAACGAAUAUGAAUUUUUAGUGGUUUUUAUGUAAAAAUAAUGAUAUAUAUGUGUGACUGUGAAAUAUUGUGUGAUUUCAUUAUUUAAUAUUGAAACCAGUGGAUAUGUAUGUUGUAAUAAAAGCAGUUGAAUGAUUCUUGUAUUAUAACGGCACUGUUUUGACUGAGUCUAAUAUAACUACAGGCAAAGCAACGUGCUAUGUAAUUUGUGUUGUACAUUGUUUUGUGAAUAAAGAUCUCUGCUAUUACGUCAGAUUUAUGUAGUACACUUUUCAAGUACAUGAUCUUGUUAAUGAAGUAAUAUUCGAAAGAAAACCGUAUUAUGGGUGUUGUUUCUCUGUCUUUGAUUACUCUCCCGAUAUUAGUGUCUUCAAGAGGAAUGUAAUAAUUCGUGAUCUGCGAUACAAUCUUUCCGACUACACUUCAUAUACUUAAUGUAAUGUAAAAUGUAUGUAUAAGCUGUAAAUAAAAGAUUUCAACAAUUUUAA